AUGACUGACACCGUCGAGCCGCAGCUACAGUAUUCGUUAGUGAUUGUCCAACAGCCCAAACGGGCCAAAGCUUAUGAAAUAAACAACCGCGAGCGACGGCCCAUUGAUCCAUGCCCUAUCUUACAGCUUCAGGUAAACAACCCCGACGGAACCGAGAAUACAAACUUGCACUGGAGUGGCGAGUUUGUCGUGCACGCGUUGUUAUUCGACGAAAGUGGAACCAGAGAAAUCUCAUACGUUUCUGACAAUUUCAACUUUGCAGAUGCUUCUUCUCACACAAUCAUGGACGAGGGUCAUAAUACCAUGCUGGUGGGUCUGACAGUAUCAUCCGUUUACUAUUUGCGCGACCUGGAGGACAUUUGCAGAUGUUUCUUCUAUUUCUCGGACAUUCAAGUGAGACAACCCGGUCGGUUCCGCCUACGCUUUGGGCUUCUUCGAUUAAAUACAGAGGAUAUGAACCCAAUCGAGUCAAAACCCGUGCUCAAGUAUGUGUUUUCGGACCCGUUUACAGUGUACACGUCAAAGGAUUUCCCCGGAGUCGACGAAUCGACGGCGCUUUCAAAAAAACUCAAUCAACAGGGGCUUGGCAUUCCAAUUCGCAACAAGGGGAGGUUGAAGCGAGAUGACGACGAAGAUGGCGAGGGUGAUGUUUGCGGCGUGGGAAGCAGCUGUGGUGGAAACAACGAUUACCAGUGGAGCUGA
This is a messenger RNA of Kickxella alabastrina, 702 nucleotides long. Its product is annotated as velvet factor. The transcript is spliced from 2 exons. The record is from RefSeq and is a predicted model, not a curated record. NCBI's taxonomy places the organism in Eukaryota, Fungi, Kickxellomycota, Kickxellomycetes, Kickxellales, Kickxellaceae. Bases 1 to 702 code for a protein of 233 amino acids.